Messenger RNA from Arachis ipaensis, 1020 nucleotides. NCBI's taxonomy places the organism in Eukaryota, Viridiplantae, Streptophyta, Magnoliopsida, Fabales, Fabaceae. The record is from RefSeq and is a predicted model, not a curated record.
AUGGCCAAGAGGAUUGAUGGUCUUCAAGUAGCUGCAGUGAAUACUACAAAUCAACCACCAGCUGGGUGGGGGCAAAACGAGGAAAACUAUGAAGAGCAGCAGCAAGAGCAAGUCAACUAUAUGCACAAUCAAGGUGCUGAAACUAACAAGAGGCCAGCUGAGACUAGCAGCAAGGAAGAAGUGACACCUAAAGACAAGCAAGAACAAGAGAAGCUCAAGGAGAAAGAGGAACAACCACAAGCUUCAAAGAAGGGAAAGCAAGUCAUGGAGGAGCAAUCACAAGAACAGAGAAAAAUUGUGAAGCCUUACACACCUCCUCUGCCAUAUCCUCAAAGAUUUCAGAAGGAGACCAAGGAUCAACAACUUCCCAAGUUUCUAGAAGUUUUCAAGAAGCUGGAAAUUAAUAUUCCUCUUGCUGAAGCAUUGGAGAAAAUGCCCUUGUAUGCAAAGUUCUUAAAGGAGCUUAUCAACAAGAAGAGGAGCUGGAAUGAGAAGGAAACGGUGAUCUUGACCCAAGAAUGUAGUGUUGUCAUCCAAAGAGGUCUUCCACCAAAGCUCAAAGAUCCAGGAAGCUUCAUCCUAUCUUGCACUAUAGGCAACAGAACAUUGGACAAAGCCCUCUGUGAUUUACGAGCCAGCAUCAACUUGAUGCCUCUCUCAUUAAUGAAGCAGCUAGCAAUAGAGGAACUCAGGCCAACUCGAAUGUCACUUCAAAUGGCUGACAGAUCACUCAAAAUACCUAAUGGAGUUGUGGAGAAUUUGUUAGUGAAAGUAGGAGAAUUCAUAUUUCCUACUGACUUUGUCAUUUUAGACAUGGAGGAAGAAGGACACAACUCAAUCAUUUUGGGGAGGCUCUUUCUAGCCGCAGCAAGGGCUAUAAUUGAUGUAGAGAAAGGUGAAAUAACACUCAGAGUGCAUGAUGAAAAGAUGAUCAUCAAUGUCUUUAAAGCCAUGCAAUACCCCCCUGAGAAAGAAAAGCAUAUGAGGGUGGAAAUGGUGGAAGAAGUAAAGAGGGGGUAA